This is a messenger RNA of Labeo rohita (rohu), 1772 nucleotides long. RefSeq lists its product as uncharacterized. The coding region runs from base 123 to 1460 and encodes 445 amino acids. The record is from RefSeq and is a predicted model, not a curated record. The transcript is spliced from 2 exons. Lineage: Eukaryota; Metazoa; Chordata; Actinopteri; Cypriniformes; Cyprinidae.
UCCCGCCUGACGGCCCAGAGUCCAGUCACGUCCCGCCUGACGGCCCAGAGUCCAGUCACGUCCCGUCUGAGCGCCCAGAGUCAAGUCGCAUUUCGUUUGACCGCCCAGAGCUUUGUCACAUCAUGUCUGCCAGUGUGAUGGCAACCGCCAUCCUCAGCAUCUGGGCCGCAAGCUACGCUCCAGAGAUCUUGACGACGACUCCAGAAGUCCUACCCGUCGUCAAGUCUGUGCCAGAGGUCUCGUCUGACCUCCCUGAGCCUUGUCACGUCAUGUCUUCUAGCGUGCUGGCGAUCGCCAUUCUCAGUGUGUGGGCUGCACACUCAGCUCCAGAGGUCUCAUCUGUUCGCCAGCCAACUCCAGAGCUCCCGUCUGAUCUCAAGCCUGCUCCAGAGCUCCCGUCUGAUCUCAAGUUUGCUCCGGAGGCCCUGUCUGACCACGAGACAGACCCAGAGGCCUCACCAGUUGGAGAAGCCGCGCCAAUGCCUCCUGAGGUGUCAGCUUCGGCUGUAGGUCCUCCUAGGGAGGCGGCGUUCUGCCUCAAACUCUCUGCUUCUCCCCUUAUUCUGUCUGCCUCCUCUGUCUCUACUGUUCCUAGGUCCCAGGCCAUAAAGCGGUUUCCUGCUCCAGAGGUCCCGUCUGGUCCCAAGUCUGCUCCAGAGGUCCCGUCUGGUCCCAAGUCUGCUCCAGAGGUCCCGUCUGGUCCCAAGUCUGCUCCAGAGGUCCCGUCUGACCUCAAGUCCGCCCCCGAGGCCUUCCCCGUAGGAGAAGCUGCGCCAAUGCCUCCAGAGGUGUCAGCGUCAGCUGUGGAACCUCUUAUGGAGAGGGCGUUCACCUCAAUACUCUCUGCUUCUUCCCUUCUUCUGUCUGUCUCCUCUGUCCCUGUUCUCCCCAGAUCCCAGACCGUAACGCGGGUUCCUGUUUUUCCCCGGAGGGCCGCUCCGCCUCCUGCUCUUCCCCGGAGGACUGCUCCACCUCCAGUUCCGCCCUGGAGGAGUCCUGCGCCUCCUGCUCCUCCUCUGGCUCCGCCCUGGAGGACUCCUGUGCCUCCUGCUCCGCCUCCAGUUCCGCCCUGGAGGAGUCCUGCUCCGCCUCCAGUUCCGCCCUGGAGGACUCCUGCUCCGCCUCCAGUUCCGCCCUGGAGGAGUCCUGCUCCGCCUCCGGCUCCGCCCUGGAGUACGCCUGUGCCUCAUGCUCCGCUCUGGAGGACCCUUGCCCAGCCGGUUCUGCCUCAGUCCCCUGGCCCCCCCACCGCUCCCCUGGACUGUUGUUUCUGUUGGAGCGUCUGGAAGCCGCUCCUUGGGGGGGGGCUAUGUCACAAAUCUGGUCGGUGUCCUGUUCUCCGCUCACCACCAGACGUCGCUCUCACCUCGUUCUCACACAUUGACUAUUGCACUACACCCCGGACUCCAUUUCCCAUCAGCCACUGCUCUUACCAUUUGCACCAAUCACGGACAGUAUAAAUACCCUGGUCUUCCUGUCACCCCUCGCCGAGUAUUGAAUUGUAUCUAUCGUUCAUGCAAAGCAUUUCUCCGUGUUUCCCCGUGUCUUGUUUCCUGGUUUUGCCUUGUUGUUUUGUUUUAUCUGUCUUUCGGAACUUUCGCCUGCCUGACUAUUCUCCUGCCUCGCCCCCUGGAUAACGUUCGCCGCUGUUCGACCCACGCCCGGAUUAUGGAUUACUCUCUGCCUAGCCCUUAUGCACCUGUCUGCUCCCGUCUCGACCCUGCCUGCUUUUCUAUGUGUCUGUCUAGCCCUAAUAAAGGUUUGCAAAUGGA